This is a messenger RNA of Canis lupus familiaris (dog), 3550 nucleotides long. It is a transcript of the gene GOLM1, whose product is annotated as golgi membrane protein 1. Gene Ontology annotation, cellular component: Golgi apparatus. The record is from RefSeq and is a predicted model, not a curated record. Lineage: Eukaryota; Metazoa; Chordata; Mammalia; Carnivora; Canidae.
GGCCGGCGGCGGGCGGCCUGGGAGCGGGUCCUGCGGCGCCGAGCGGCUCGAGCCGCGGCCGGAGGUGAUUCACGUCAGCCUGUACUGGAGUGAUUCUCAACCAGCCUUUGAGAUGAUGGGACUGGGAAACGGGCGCCGGAGCAUGAAGUCGCCACCCCUUGUGCUGGCUGCCCUGGUGGCCUGCAUCAUCGUCCUGGGCUUCAACUACUGGAUCGCCAGCUCGCGGAGUGUGGAUCUGCAGACCAGGAUCGUGGAGCUGGAGGGCAGGGUCCGCAGGGCGGCUGCCGAGAGGGGCGCCGUGGAGCUGAAGAAGAACGAGUUCCAGGGGGAGCUGGAAAAGCAGCGGGAGCAGCUCGACCGCAUCCAGUCCAGCCACGACUCGCAGCUGGAGAGUGUCAACAAGAUCUACCAGGACGAGAAGGCAGUUUUAGUGAAUAAUAUCACCACAGGUGAGAGGCUCAUCAGAACCCUGCAAGACCAGUUAAAGGCCCUGCAGAAGAAUUACGGCAAGCUGCAGCAGGAUGUGUUCCAGUUCCAGAGGAACCAGACCAACCUGGAGCGGAAGUUCUCCUACGACCUGAGCCAGUGCAUCAAUCAGAUGAAAGAGGUGAAGGAGCAGUGUGAGGAGCGAAUAGAAGAAGUCACUAAAAAGGGAAACGAAGCUAUUGCUUCCAGAAACCUAAGUGAAAAAAAGGACCAAAGCCAGCAGCUCCGAGCCCCCAGUGAGCCUCAGCCCAGGCCACAGGAAGCAGACCUGCCCCAGGCAGAGGUACCACAAGUGAAAGGAAAUGUGCCCAGCGAUGGGGAGCCCCAGACACCAGCCCCCAGUUUGGAGGUGGCUUUGGAGUUGAAGAGACAAGGUGAGAAAGGGGAAACCAACGAGAUUCAGGUCACCAGUGAGGAGGAGCCUCAGAGGGACAGCCUGGGGCUGCCCCCAGAGCCAGGCCGAGAGCAGGCUGUAGAGGAAGACAGACCUGUGGGUGGAAGAGGCAUUGGAGAAGCUGGAGCAGUUGGCCAGACCCCACGGGUGCCAGCAGUGAUACUGGCCAGCCAAGAAAAUCAGGACACAGAGGACCUUGAGCGGGACCAGCUUGUCAUCCCUGAUGGGCAAGAAGAGGAGGAAGAGCAGGAUGUUGAUGAGGAAGGGAGACACCAACAAAAGCUGGGGGGAGAGGAGGACUACAACAUGGAUGAAAAUGAGGCAGAAUCGGAGACGGACAAGCAGGCAGCCCUUGCAGGGAACGACAGAAACCUCAAUGUUCUUAAUGCUGAAAAUCAGAAAGGAGACAUAAUAAAUUUACUUGCUCAGCGUGAAAAGAGGAAUCACACACUCUGAAUGAACUGGGAUCAUAUACUGGUCAGGAUCGAACAGAGAUCACUACAAAAAAUUUACGAAGGGUUGAAUACUGUGAAAUGUACUAAGUAAAAUAUACACCUUAAAGAUUAUUGUGGAGUUUUAAUAUGUACUGUAUGUAGGAAAAUGAUUAUCUUGUAGAUGGUUUUUUUGGGGGUAUUUUCAAAGUGUUUAUGCUAAGGUGUCAAAAUUUGUCAGCUAAUAGGUAUGAGAUCAACACCGAAAAUAGAACCCAAGUUUCUCCUUCAAAUAUGGUGACAGUGGCGCUUUUUAAGAAAUUCUGGAAUGUAACUUUAAAAAAAAAAAAAAAAAAGCCUGUAGGAAGAGGCUGCCUUCAAGACACCAAGAGACCCACCACACCUGAGAAUUCUUCUCUGGUUCCUUUGGUGUCCCUCUUCACGUGCUGAGUGCCCGGUCCCAGCCCGAUAUUCUGUUCUCCAAAGUCAGUGCCGAAAGAUUUACUAGCUUAUGCUCUCAAUUCUGGUUUGGACAGUCAGUGGCCUGGAGCACAAAACUGUUAAUACAGACAUCACUAAUAACAGUUUUAAACAAGUCUAUAUACAGAGGCAUUUUUUGUAUUUUAAACUACUUGUAUAACCUUUGUCAUUAAUGUACAGAAAUGCUUCUAAGUGACUUGUAAUUUGAACAUUUGUGACAUUUUUACUUUGCUUGGUAUGUAUGGGCAAAGCAAAAUAUUCUGCAGUAAGACCAUUUACCAAGAAGACACAUGAGUAGAUUAGACUUUUUACACAACCGGGGCCAAAGCAGAGCUGAUCCUGGGGCCCAUAGCAGAGCAGGGAGGGAAAUAACAGCACUGUGGGGGCAUGUUUGCUGUGGACAGAAUGCCCACUUCACCAUUACAGGAAGAGGAGAGAAAGAUGAUAUUAAGGGGUAUAGACAGUGUUAAAUGGGGAAAGUUUAGAAAAGCAACAGUUUUCACAUAGUCUGUACAUUUGGCUUGUGAUGACUAUCAAAAGUGAUUUAAAAAUCAAAAGUUAAUCUGAAAAAGACUAAUCACAAUUCACAUUGAUUUGCUUCAGUAUUUCCAGUAAACUCUUGCCACUUACCAGUGACAGGCAAAGUCACAGUAGUGACUCUUAGGCCUUCUUCAGGGUAAGUGGGUGGUGAUGCUUAUUAAAUACAAGUCUCGGGAUUUGAGAUGCAGGGGCCUCACAUCACCUAGUAUAACCCUUCACCUUUAGAGAGGAAAUGGGGGCCCAGAGAAGUUAGAGCUACACAGGCCAGACACCUGGCAAGCCUUACCUGGUCUGGACUCAUGGUGCCCCUGUCUGGCACUAAAGGCAAGACCUGGUUUGCAUUCAGGUUAAGAUCUCCAAUGUGAAUGUUCCUCACGUAGGUUAUCUUUUUACUUAAUUACUAAGAUUAAACUUUUCCACCUGGAAAAGACAACUAAAGAAGGGUGUUAAAAAUAGCUUUGUGAGAUUUUUAUAUGUCUUUGUCCGACUUCCCUUUGUGUCUUAGCCUUAAGGGUUGAUAGUCUCUCUUGCUUUUUCAAUAAAGUGUCCAUUCAUUUCAUGUUUAAUCAGUGUGCAUAGAGUUCUGAAAAACAUGUUUAACUGCUUUAUUUUCCCCUUUACUGCCUUAUUGGAUCCCUGAAGAAUCAGCUUGUAAUUGUGGAUUAAGAAUGGUGGUUUUGGGGGGGGGGGGGGGGAAGGUGGUUUGCCUUAAGCCUUUUGUGGACUGAUGGGAUGUCAUUGUAAAUAAUAACCACCUUUUUUCCAUCUUUAUGUACAGAGGCACCAGAGGCCAUUUGUUCAGGAGGUGUGUACUGUGUGUGAUUUCUCCAGUCAUGCUUUUUUACCACUGGCUUUCCUUGGUAUCACAUAGUCUCUUAUUCAUUCCAAGGCAACAAUUUAUACAGGUGUCAGUUUGUUUGUUUUUUUUUUUUUUUAAAGCAAAACAAAAACCUGUGUAAUACAUAAGUAGAUAGCAAACCCCCCACUUUGGUCUUUUGGUUUCAUCCAGAAUUAAUCAGCAGCUAUUCCAAUCUUUAAUAGGUGGAACUAUUUAUUUCACACCUUCCUUGGGACUCUCCAAGGAAGAGAGUGUGGAGACAGGAGUGUGAUAAUUCAGAUUCCCUCCACAAGACUCAGAUUUCUUGAGUAAUGUAAGCACUGCACAUACUUCAUGUAUUUCUGUGUGAUGAAAUUUGAGAAAUAAACCAAUACCUGUUAA